Messenger RNA from Yamadazyma jaroonii, 1461 nucleotides. The record is from the annotation of a GenBank genome assembly. Lineage: Eukaryota; Fungi; Ascomycota; Pichiomycetes; Serinales; Debaryomycetaceae.
AUGGUCGAUGUUAAAGAUUCGAAGUCAGUAGACGUAAAGGAUGCUGCACCUAAAACGGGUACUGAAUCAUCGCCAGCAGAUAUCAAAGGCAAAGUAGAAAAUGCUACUAAGGUCAAAAAAGGAUGGUCUAAUCCCGCAUUGAGGAUGAUGGGUAUACCCAGACUCUCAUUACCUUCAAGAAACUGGAUGAUCUUUUGGGGUGUUUUAGGAACUUUAGGUGGAGCUGCCUACUACGACAAGUUGGAACAACAAAGAAUUCGUAAGGAGUAUAUGGAUAAAGUCUCGGAAUCGGGUAAACAACCUUAUGAAACAAGCAAGUUACCUAGGAAACUCACUGUCUUCAUAGCUCCUCCACCAAACGACUUUUUGGAAACUUCAAUGGUAUAUUUCAGAAGAUAUGUCAAACCUAUUUUAAAUUCCGCUUCUGUGGAUUUUGAUAUCCUCGUUGCCAACAAGCAAGGAGAUAUUCGUACUUCUGUAUCUGAGAGAAUAAGACAAUUAAGAAGAGAUGAAAUCGCUAAAAAAGAACAAGAGCUCGCAGCCAAAGCUCAAGAAGCUUACGAAAAGUCAUGGACCAAGUUUUUCACCGUUACUGUGCCAUCAACUUUAAAGAAACCUUUCGUAAAGGAAGAAAUCGUAGAUGAUGUUAAAAACAGAACUGAGUUAUACACGCCUAAAGAUGUUCUUGGAUUUUACUACAAUAAUGACAUGAUCACUGCCGUUAGGGAAGACAGUGAAGAUCCUCAAGCGGCUGGUGGUGUUGUUUGUAUCGGAAGAGGUGCAUUUAAGGAAUAUAUUCAAGGUGUCCAUGAAGGAUUAUUGGGACCAUUAGAAAAGCCUGAAGAACCAGAAAAGCCUGAAAUCAAGUUAGAGGAAGUUAAAGAACCAGAAUUAGUUUCAGAAGGUACUACUCCAGUAACCGAAUCAAUUGCUGACUCAGUUGAAAUACCUGUUGAAUCGGCCCAGACCGCUGAAUCAACGGAAUCUACUAACUCGCCAAAAGAACCCGAAAAAAUCGAAAAAGAUGAACCUAAAGAAGAAGAUGCCGAGGAUGAAACAUUAAUCAAACCUUUCAUCGACCCUAAAGACUAUGGUAAAGCCAUGUUUGCUCCAGAAUUCAAAGACGGUUUGAAUUUAGAAAAUAAUAAAGUACCAGUAUUUUUCGAACAACCGAUUUAUGUUUUCAAAGUUCCGAACAUUUUAGGGUUUACCAAUUUCCCCAGAAAAAUUUAUAAUUGGUUUAACAGAAGAUACGUUGCCGAAGAGUUCAGUGAAAAGACCAUGCAUAUCAUCAAUAAUAAAUCACGUCCAUUUGAACCCAGAGAUGAAUACUUAGCUAAAGAAGAAGAAUUACUUUGGCCAAAAAAAUGGGUGGAAAAAGGUUUAUCCAAAAACUCCGAAUGGGUUAAAGAAGUUGUUGUUGAUAAAAGAGUUACCAAACAUUUAAGAGUUUACGAAUAG